Aspergillus niger is the source of this 1431-nucleotide messenger RNA. RefSeq lists its product as uncharacterized. The record is from RefSeq and is a predicted model, not a curated record. Gene Ontology annotation, molecular function: pectate lyase activity. The transcript is spliced from 3 exons. Bases 1 to 1431 code for a protein of 476 amino acids. Lineage: Eukaryota; Fungi; Ascomycota; Eurotiomycetes; Eurotiales; Aspergillaceae.
AUGACCCUCCUUCGUCAUCUCUUAACGGCAACUGCCUUGCUCGGAGCUUCAGUCCAAGCAGCGCAGGGUGUCACUGGCUCCCCCUUCGGUUUCGCUAGCGGCACGACCGGUGGCGGUGAUGCCACUCCCGCUGCGCCCAGCGACAUCAGCCAGCUGAAGACCUGGUUGUCUGACAGCACCCCCCGUGUCAUCCUUAUCGACAAGGAGUUCAACUUCCUUGGCAGCGAGGGCAAGUGCACCAACUGCGAGUGCUGCAAACCCGCCUCGAACACCUGCGGUAGCUCUGGCCAGAAUGCCGUCAAGCAGAAUGGCUCCGACUGGUGCGGUAGCUAUCCCACCCUGACCUGCACGUACGACAACGCCGGUAUUGAGGGCCUGGAAGUCGCCUCCAACAAGUCUAUUGUUGGCGUGGGUAGCUCUGGUGUCCUGCGUGGAAAGGGUCUGCGCCUGGUGAACGGUGUCAGCAACAUCAUUAUCCAGAACAUCCACAUCACGGAGCUCAACCCCGAGUUCAUCUGGGGUGGUGACGCUAUCACCCUCGACGGCACCAACAACGUCUGGAUUGACCACGUCAAGAUCAACCUCAUUGGUCGUCAGAUGUUCGUUGCCGGAUACGAAGCCAGUCACAGCGUUACCAUUUCGAACAGCGAGUUUGAUGGUGAGACCAGCUGGUCUGCGACUUGCGACGGCCACCACUACUGGACUGUUCUCGGAUACGGCCACAAUGACAAGAUCACCUUCGCCAACAACUACAUCCACCACACUUCGGGCCGUUCCCCCAAGCUUGAGUUCAACAGCUUCUGGCACGCGUACAACAACUACUGGUACAACAACACUGGCCAUGCCUUCGAUGUUGGCAAGAACACCCGUGCUCUGAUCGAGGGUAAUGUGAUGGUCCAGGUCGACACUCCUCUCUUGGCCGACAGCAACCCCGGUGCCGUAUUCGCCGUGAACACCAGCGAUGUUUCCACCUGCACCAGCACCCUCGGACGCACCUGUGUCCCCAACACUUUGAUCAGCUCCGGUACUCUCUCCGGUAGUGACAGCUCUGUGAUCAGCAGCUGGCCCUCUGGUGAGUCCGACGUCACCGUCAUGGCUGCUAGCAAAGUUGCUUCCUACGUCAAGGCCAACGCCGGUAUUGGUAAGCUCGGCAACGGAUCUGGCUCCUCCAGCACCGUCGGCGCGGCCGCCACCUCCGCUGUCGCCAAGCGUGCCGACUCUGACGAUGCUCCUUUUGUCCCGGCCUACUCUGAGGCUGGCCCCGGCGCUUCCGCUGUCCCCACCCAGCCCUCCUGGUCUUGGAGGACAGUCACCAACGGCCCUGCUCCCACUGGAGCUCCCUCUGAUAGCCCCUCGGCCCCCCAGGGUCUUGGUGCUCCUGUCCAGGCUUCGAACAAGCACCACCACCAGGGACACGGCCGUGGCUACUAA